AUGGAAUUAUCAGCAGUUGUUGCAAAUGGAUAUAUUGUUGCCUUAAAUUGUAUCAACUGGGUCAAAAGCAGAAAACUGACCUCCUAUGAUAAGAUAAUAACCAGUCUGGUCUUCUCCAGAUUUUGCCUACAAGUCUUUGUGUCAUCAGACAAUUUCUUAUAUAAGUUAUAUCCAGAUUUCUUUCAUAUGAAUGAAACAUCAAGCCCUUGUGCAGUUAUUGAGAUGUUUAUAAAUCAUUGUCUAUCAAGAAAUGCCACGAUUUCAGACAAUAACAAGAACCAUGCAGUGUUCGCUUUUCUGAUACAUGGCAUAGGAUCUAUUUCCCCCAUUAUUCUAUUUAUUACUUCAUCUGCUUUGUUAAUCAUAUCCCUUUGGAGACACAUCAGGAAAAUGAGACUUAAUUCAGACCUUAAUGCAAGUUUCAGGAACCCCACUAUGGAUGCCCAUGUGCAUGCACUUAAAUCUGUGGUGUCCUUUUUCAUCCUCUACAAUAUUUAUUAUAUGGCUUUAACAUUGUCAAUUGGAACACUAGCCUAUGUCAGUGAUGAAUGGAUAAUUACAGUGUGUACAAUUAUAGUUGCUGCCUAUCCUUCUCUACACCCCAUUGUCUUGAUUCUGGGCAACCCCAAAUUAAAACUGGCCUCAGCAAGGAUUCUGCAUUCUGCCAAUUGCUGA
This is a messenger RNA of Gopherus evgoodei (Goodes thornscrub tortoise), 675 nucleotides long. RefSeq names its product taste receptor type 2 member 7-like. Gene Ontology annotation, cellular component: membrane. Gene Ontology annotation, molecular function: bitter taste receptor activity; G protein-coupled receptor activity. Gene Ontology annotation, biological process: G protein-coupled receptor signaling pathway; detection of chemical stimulus involved in sensory perception of bitter taste; sensory perception of taste. Bases 1 to 675 code for a protein of 224 amino acids. The record is from RefSeq and is a predicted model, not a curated record. The transcript is spliced from 2 exons. NCBI's taxonomy places the organism in Eukaryota, Metazoa, Chordata, Testudines, Testudinidae.